AUGACAAUAAAAUGGGUGCCACCUCAGUCUGAUGGUGGCAAUAAAAUUAUCACUUACAUCAUUGAGAAGAAAGAGCAGUAUAAAACACGAUGGGAACAAGUUAAUGAUUACACAGUGAUUGAAACAGUAUUCACUGUCAGAAAUCUAAAGGAAGGUAAUGAGUAUGAGUUCAGAGUACUUGCUGAGAACCAAGCAGGUACUAGCAAACCCAGUGAGUCAUCAGAACCAAGGAUUGCAAAACCACCAUAUGAUUUACCUGGAGCACCAAUGACUCCUGAAGUGAGCGAUGUCAAUGCAACACACAUGACUGUUACAUGGAGACCACCCAGGAAUGAUGGAGGAAGUCCAAUCAUUGGUUACAUCAUUGAAAGAAAAGAUACCAGCAGUAACAGAUGGAUUAAAUCUAACAGAGAUACUGUCUCUGAUAUGAGAUUCACUGUGCGAGAUCUUGUAGAAGGAUCUGAGUAUGAAUUUAGAGUUUCUGCUGAAAACAAAGCUGGUGUUGGACCUCCUAGUGAACCAUCAGAUAGAAGAAAAGCGAAACCUCCAUAUGAUGCACCGGAUGCUCCAAGUAAACCACAGGUUUCAGACAUCACUGCCACUACCAUGAAUUUGACCUGGAAACCCCCUCACAAUGAUGGUGGGUCACCUGUCACUGGAUAUAUUGUUGAAAAACGAGAGAAGUUCUCCACAAGGUGGGACAAAGCCAAUAGAUACAAUGUGACAGAUACACAGUUCAAAGUUACUGAUUUAAAACAGGGCAAGGAAUAUGAAUUUAGAGUCACUGCAGAAAACAAAGCAGGUGUUGGAAAACCAAGUGACCCUUCAGAAUCAAGGAUUGCCAAGCCACCAUAUGAUGUGCCAGGCCCACCAGGUACUCCUAAAGUAUCUGACGUUAAUGCUACAUCCAUGAAGCUGACCUGGACACCACCUCAGGAUGAUGGUGGUUCUCCUGUAACCGGAUACUAUAUCGAAAAGAAGGAACAAUUCUCUGCAAGAUGGGCACGUGUCAACACAAUGCCUGUGACAGACAUCAGUUACAGUGUUGAAAGACUCACUGAAGGCUCACCAUAUGAAUUCAGAAUAUGUGCGGAGAACAAAGCUGGUGUUGGCAAACCAAGUGAUUCAACUGGACCACACACAGCCAAGGCACCAUACACUGUUCCUGAUGCUCCCGGAAAGCCCAAAGUAAUGGAAGUCCAAGCUACAUCCAUGACCAUCAAGUGGAUGGAACCAGAAUCUGAUGGGGGAAGUAAAAUCACCAAUUAUGUUGUUGAAAGGAAAGAUGAAUUCUCCUCCAGAUGGAGUAAAGUUUUUACAGAUGAGAAAUCACUUGAUACAGCAUUUACUGUCACUGGUCUCAAUGAAGGAUCUAACUAUCAGUUCCGAGUUGCUGCUGAAAACAAAGCUGGUGUUGGCAAAUACAGUGAACCAUCAGAUAUUAAGACUGCCAAGCCACCAUAUGGUCUGCCUGAUGCUCCUGGUAAGCCAGUUGUCUCUGACAUUGAUGCUACCAAGAUGACUCUGAACUGGACUCCACCUUUGGAUGAUGGUGGUGCACCUGUUAAAGGAUAUAUCAUUGAGAAGAAAGAAGGAUUCUCAUCACUCUGGACUAAAGUCAAUAGAUUUGAUGUGACAGAAACAACAUACACCGUAACUGACCUGAAGGAAAAAUCUGAAUAUCAAUUCCGAAUUGCUGCUGAGAACAAAGCUGGUGUUGGCAAAUAUAGUGAACCAUCAGAUCCUAAAGUUGCCAAACCACCAUAUGAUGUUCCAGGUCCACCAGGUACCCCAAAAGUAUCUGACGUUGCUGCUACAUCCAUGAAACUGACUUGGACAGCACCGGAAGAUGAUGGUGGUUCUCCUGUGACCGGAUAUGUUGUGGAAGUUAAAGAACAGUUUGCAUUCCGAUGGUCCAGAGUCAACAAAUUCACCAUAACAGAUUUACACAUGACUGUUAAAGAUCUGAAAGAAAACUCAGUUUAUGAAUUCAGAGUAUGUGCUGAGAACAAAGCUGGUGUUGGUAAACCAAGCCAAUCUACAGGACCACACACAGCCAAGGCACCAUACACUGUUCCUGAUGCACCCGGCAAACCUAAGGUAACUGAAGUACAGGCAACAAGUAUGACGGUGAAAUGGACAGAGCCAGAAUCUGAUGGUGGAGCAAGAAUCACCAACUACGUCAUUGAGAAGAAAGAAGAGUUCAGCACAAGAUGGGGAAAGAUUCAUCUUGAUGAACCAAUUGUGGACACAAGCUGUAUAGUUCCUGGUUUAACAGAAGGCACUGACUAUCAAUACCAUGUUGCUGCUGAGAACAAAGCUGGCAUUGGCAAAUAUAGUGAACCAUCUGAUACUAAGACUGCCAAACAUCCAUAUGGCCUGCCUGAUGCUCCUGGUAAGCCAGUUGUCUCUGACAUUGAUGCUACCAAGAUGACUCUGAACUGGACUCCACCUUUGGAUGAUGGUGGUGCACCUGUUAAGGGAUAUAUCAUUGAAAAGAAAGAAGGAUUCUCAACUUUUUGGAACAAGGUCAAUAGAUUUGAUGUCUCAGAUACAAAAUAUACAGUCACUGAUCUGAAAGAAGGCACUGAAUACCAAUUCCGAGUUGCUGCUGAGAACAAAGCUGGUGUUGGCAAAUACAGUGAACCAUCAGAUCCAAGGAUUGCCAAACCACCAUAUGAUGUUCCAGGUCCACCAGGUACCCCAAAAGUAUCUGACGUUGCUGCUACAUCCAUGAAACUGACAUGGACAGCACCGGAAGAUGAUGGUGGUUCUCCUGUAACCGGAUAUGUUGUGGAAGUUAAAGAACAGUUUGCAUUCCGAUGGUCCAGAGUCAACAAGUUCACCAUAACAGAUUUACAUAUGACUGUUAAAGAUCUGAAAGAAAACUCAGUUUAUGAAUUCAGAGUAUGUGCAGAGAACAAAGCUGGUGUUGGUAAACCAAGCCAAUCUACGGGACCACAAACAGCCAAGGCACCAUACACUGUACCAGAUGCACCUGGUAAACCUAAAGUAAUGGAAGUCCAGGCAUCAACUAUGACACUGAAAUGGACAGAACCAGAUUCUGAUGGAGGUGCUAGAAUUACUCAUUACAUCAUUGAACGAAAAGAACAAUUUGGCACACGCUGGUCCAAGGUGUACACUGAUGAAACAAUUGUGGAUACUGCUUUUAUUGUUACUGGACUCACUGAGGGCUCAGAAUAUCAAUUCCGUGUUGCUGCUGAAAACAAAGCUGGUGUUGGCAAAUAUAGUGAGCCAUCAGAUCCUAAAGUUGCCAAACCACCAUAUGGUCUACCUGAUGCUCCUGGUAAGCCAGUUGUCUCUGACAUUGAUGCUACCAAGAUGACUCUGAACUGGACUCCACCUUUGGAUGAUGGUGGUGCACCUGUUAAGGGAUAUAUCAUUGAAAAGAAAGAAGGAUUCUCAACUUUCUGGAACAAAGUAAACAAAUUAGAUGUUACUGAUACAACAUUCACAGUGACUGACCUAAAGGAAAAAUCAGAAUACCAAUUCCGAAUUGCUGCUGAGAACAAAGCUGGUGUUGGCAAAUACAGUGAACCAUCAGAUACUAAGACAGCCAAGCCACCAUAUGAUGUACCAGGUCCACCAGGCACUCCGAAGGUAUCAGAAAUUACAGCUACAUCCAUGAAACUGACCUGGACAACACCACAUAAUGAUGGUGGGUCUCCUAUAACCGGAUAUGUUGUUGAGCGUAAAGAUCAGUACGGAACAAGAUGGACUCACAUUAACAAGUUCUCCAUCCCAGAUCUACACUUGACUGUUCAAGACUUGAAGGAAAAUUCUGUAUAUGAGUUCCGUGUCUGUGCUGAGAACAAAGCUGGUGUUGGUCAACCAAGCCAAUCCACUGGACCACAUACAGCUAAGGCACCUUAUGAUCUACCAAGUGCCCCUGGUAAACCACUUGUAUCUGGUAUCACUGCAACUACUAUGACCAUUAAAUGGACAGAACCAGAAUCUGAUGGAGGAGCUAAGAUCACCAACUAUGUCAUUGAGAAGAAAGAAGAUUUCAGUACAAGAUGGACAAAAUUGUACACAGACAAAUUAGCUGAUACUGAAUACACAGUGACUGGUCUGAAAGAGAAAUCAGAAUACCAAUUCCGUGUUGCUGCUGAGAACAAAGCUGGUGUUGGCAAAUACAGUGAACCAUCAGAUCCUAAAGUUGCCAAACCACCAUAUGAUGUUCCCGGAGCUCCUGACAAGCCCAGUACAUCUGAUGUGACUGCUACUAGUAUGACUGUUAGCUGGUAUCCACCUGAUAAUGACGGUGGUUCACCUGUAACUGGAUACUUUGUAGAAAGAAAAGAACAAUUCUCAACGAUGUGGACUAGAGUUAAUACAUAUUCAGUGAAAGAGACAUCUUUGAACGUUUCUCAAUUGAAGGAAGGCUCUGAUUAUCAAUUCCGUGUAAUUGCUGAGAAUAAGGCUGGUCCUGGUAAACCAAGUGAACCAAGCGAACCAAGAAAAGCCAAACCACCAUAUGAUCUUCCUGGUGCACCAAAUCAACCUGAUGUUACCAAGAUUGAUGCAACUCACAUGACACUUACAUGGAGACCACCAUACUCUGAUGGCGGCAGUCCUAUUACUUCAUACAUUAUUGAGAAGUUUGAUGUAACUAGGCGAAGAUGGACUAAAGCGCAUCAUGGGAAAAUCACUGAAACUACACAUACAGUGACCGAGCUGACAGAACACACCGAAUAUCAGUUUAGAGUGGCUGCAGAGAACAAAGCAGGAAUGGGACCAUUCAGUGAGCCUAGCGAUAAGAAACUAGCUAAGCCACCUUAUGGUCCUCCAGGUAAACCAAAGGUUUCAUCCGUAGAAGCUACUGCAAUGACACUCACCUGGUCUGAGCCAUCAUCUGAUGGUGGAGCAAGAAUCAUCAGUUAUGUCAUCGAGAAGAAAGAAAAAUUCAGUUCUCGCUGGGUAAGACUUACCAAAGACACUAUCCCAGACACCACCUACAGAGUCACUGGAUUGACCGAAGGUACCGAAUAUGAAUUCAGAGUUGCUGCUGAGAACAAAGCUGGGGUUGGUAAACCAAGUGAACCAUCGGAUCCAAGGAUUGCCAAACCACCAUAUGACAAACCUGGCGCACCUGGAAAACCAACUUUGUUUGAUGUAACUGAUAUAGCCAUGAGCUUGAAAUGGACUCCACCUACAGAUGACGGAGGCAGUCCAGUUUUCAACUAUAUCAUUGAAAGAAGAGAAAAGUUCACAACUAGAUGGUCUCGAAUCAGCAAUGUUACAGUGUCUGAUACAACAUUCACAGCAACAGGAUUACAAAAAGGCAAUGAAUAUGAAUUCAGAGUGAGUGCCGAAAACAAAGCAGGAGUUGGUCCACCCAGUGAUUCAUCUGGCCCAAGGAUCGCUAAACCACCAUAUGAUUCACCAGAUUCACCAGGUGCACCAGACAUAGUUGAUGCUAAGCCUUCAUCUUUAACUCUGAAAUGGACUCCUCCAAAGGAUGAUGGUGGAACGCCAAUCACUGGAUACAUGGUUGAAAAGAAAGAAAAAUUCAGCUCUCGCUGGGUGAAAGAAAAUAUUACACCAGUCAAAGAAACAACAUACCAAGUCUCGGGACUGACUGAAGGUAAAGACUAUGAAUUCCGUAUUCUAGCAGAGAACAAAGCUGGAUCAGGAAAGCCUAGCUUCCCAGCCACCUUAAAGAUUUCUGUACCAGAGGCACCAGAAAGACCAGAAGUUAUUGAAGUCACUGAGUCAUCAGCCAGUAUGAAAUGGGCAGCACCAGAGUAUGAUGGAGGUGCUAGAAUAACUGGCUACAUUGUGGAGAAGCGAGAAACCAGUAAAGAUCACUGGACAAGAGUGAACCGUACACCAGUGAAAGAGACUUUUGUAUCUGCUGCUGAUUUAAUACGAGGAGCUGAAUAUGAGUUCCGUGUUUCCGCAGAAAAUAAGGCUGGAAUCAGUGAACCAAGCAAACCAUCUCGACCUGUGGUUGUGAAACCACCAUAUGAUGUUCCUGAGGCUCCAAAUAAGCCUGAUGUAUACAACGUUACUAAGAAGUCUGUGACACUCACAUGGAACCCACCUCUCUCUGAUGGUGGUAGUCCAAUAUCUCAGUACAUUCUUCAAAUGAAAGAACAGUUUUCCAUGCGAUGGACUGUAAAAGCCAGAGUUCCUGAUGCUAAAUAUGUUGUGACUGAUAUGAAAGAAGGGUCUGUUUAUGAAUUCAAAGUGUCUGCUGAGAACAAAGCUGGUGUUGGUCCAGCUAGUCCAUCAGUGACUGUCACUGCUAAAGAUCCUUACGUCAGGUUCUUAGCCUCUUUUCCUAUCAUCCAACUAGAUGUUCCAGGGGCUCCUGAUGUUCCUCGUGUUACUGAAGUCACUCAUCAUUCAGUAAAUUUACAAUGGAAUCCCCCUACAUCUGAUGGUGGUGCUCCUAUUAUUAGCUAUUUGGUGGAAAAGAAACAGAAGUUCAGCACUAAAUGGGUCCCAGCAACACGUGAGAAAGUCCCAGACUUGACAUGCACUGUUAGCAAUCUCGAACAGAUGACUGAGUAUCAGUUCAGAGUUGCUGCAGUGAACAAAGCAGGUGUUGGUAAACCAAGUGAGCCAACAAAAGCAGUUCUUACUAAGGCUGCUCAUGGUAUUGCUUUGUCUUUUGUCUUCAAAAUCUUUCUUUUUAUCUUUCAUCCCCUUCAUCUCACUGUAGAAGUCCCAGACGCCCCUGGUAAACCUUCUGUCUCUGACAUCACCGCUACGUCAAUGACCCUCAAAUGGACACCCCCUGAAAAAGACGGUGGUAGUCCCGUUACAGGCUACAUCAUUCAGAAGAAAGAUCAGUUCAGCUCCAGAUGGGAAAAAGUCAAUCUAUACAAAAUCACUGAGACCACCUUUGUUGUUGAGAGUCUCAGAGAGGGUAGCACAUAUGAGUUUAGAGUGUGUGCUGAGAACAAAGUGGGUGUAGGCAAACCAAGUGAUGCAACUGAUUCUAAGGUUGCUAAACCACCAUAUGACUUACCUGGUGCCCCUGGCAGACCAGAUGUGACUGAUUCACAUGCCACAACUAUCAGUAUCUCAUGGAAACCACCUAGAAAUGAUGGUGGAAGUCCCAUUAUUGGAUAUAUCAUUGAAAGGAAGGAUACAAGCACAUCAAGAUGGAUUAGAUGUAAUAGAGAUGCACUACCUGAUCUUCACUUCAUGAUUAAAGAUCUAUUUGAAGGAAGCGAGUAUGAGUUUAGAGUCAGUGCUGAGAACAAAGCUGGUGUUGGACCACCAAGUGAGCCAUCUGACCCAAGAAAGGCCAAACCACCAUAUGGUGUACCUGAUGCUCCUGGUAAACCCAACAUUACAGAUGUUACAUCAACAACUGUUACCCUCAACUGGAGAGCUCCACUCUCAGAUGGAGGUGCUCUCAUUACAAGCUAUGUAAUUGAAAAGAGGGAGAAAUUCUCAACUCGAUGGGUCAAAACAAAUAAAUUUGCCGUGACAGAAACAUCAUUUAAAGUAACAGAUCUAAAACAUGGAACUGAAUAUGAAUUCCGUGUUGCUGCAGAAAACAAAGCAGGUGUUGGAAAACCAAGUGAACCAGCUGGCCCGGUCAUUGCCAAACCACCAUACGAUGUACCUGGUCCACCUGGCACACCUGAUGUAUCUGAUACUACAUCAACAUCAAUGACACUAACCUGGACACCACCUAGAGUUGAUGGUGGUUCUCCUGUAACUGGAUAUAUCAUUGAAGUCAAAGAGCAAUUCAGCACCAGAUGGGCAAAAGUCAACAAGAUGAGCAUACCAGAUCUUUCUUUCACUGUUGGUAAUCUGAAGCAGAAUUCUGUCUAUGAGUUCCGAGUGGCUGCUGAGAACAAAGCUGGAAUUGGUAAACCUAGUGAUUCCACUGGUCCACAUACAGCCAAGCCGCCAUUCAAUGUACCAGACGCACCUGGGAAACCUAAGAUAACAUCUGUGACUGCAACAACCAUGACCAUCAAUUGGUCUCCACCAUUAUCUGAUGGUGGCAGCAGGAUAACUAAUUAUGUUAUUGAAAAGAAAGAACCAUUUGGUCUGAGAUGGGCUCCAGUCAGUAGAGAUGAGAAUGUUACGGAAAUGACUUACACUGUUCAUGAUCUGAUUGAAGGAUCUGAAUAUCAAUUCCGAGUAGCAGCUCAAAAUAAAGCUGGAAGUGGUAAAUUCAGUGAACCAUCUGAUGUCAGACAAGCUAAACCACCAUAUGGCGUACCAGGUUCUCCUGGUAAACCAGUUGUCUCAGACAUCGAUGCUACCCAGAUGACGCUCAAUUGGACUCCACCUCAGAAGGACGGAGGCUCACCUGUCACAGGAUAUACAGUAGAAAAGAAAGAAAAACGUUCCAGUUUCUGGACCAAGGCCAACAGAUUUGAUGUUAAGGAUACAAGAUUUACAGUGACUGACUUAAAACAAGGAUCUGAAUACGAGUUCAGAGUUGCCGCUGAGAACAAAGCUGGUGUUGGCAAAUACAGCGAACCAUCUGACUCAAGAAUUGCCAAGAUGCCAUUUGAUGUACCAGGACCACCAGGUAUUCCUAAAGUGUCUGAAAUUACUGCAACCUCAAUGAAACUUAACUGGACACCACCUGAAAAUGACGGCGGUUCACCAGUAACUGGAUACUUUGUAGAAGUAAAAGAACAAUUUACAUACAGAUGGUCCAGACUAAACCAGUUCCGUGUACCAGACUUGCAUUUGACUGUUCAAGAUUUGAAGGAAAAUUCUGUGUAUGAAUUCCGUGUCUGUGCUGAGAACAAAGCUGGUGUUGGUCAACCAAGCCAUUCCAGUGGUCCAUUCACAGCUAAACCACCAUAUGAUGUGCCCGGACCUCCAUCAGCACCUAAAGUGGUGGAUACAACAGCCACAACCGUGACAAUUAGAUGGACUGAACCAGAAUAUGAUGGUGGUAACCGUAUCACAAACUACAUCAUUGAGAAGAAGGAAGAGUUUUCAACGAGAUGGAUCAAGGUGGCAACUGAUGCCAAUAUUAUGGAUACUCACUAUUCAAUCACUGGACUCACUCAAGGGUCUGUAUAUCAUUUCCGAGUUGCAGCUGAAAACAAAGCGGGUAUUGGUAUAUAUAGUGAACCAUCAGAUCUUGUAAAGGCCAAACCACCAUAUGAUGUACCUGGCCCACCUGACAAGCCUAGAGUCACUAAAGUUGACAGCAAUGAAAUGAUCUUGACAUGGAUUUCACCAGCAAAGGAUGAUGGAAGCCCUAUUACGGGAUACAUCAUUGAAAAGAAAGAAGCAUUCUCAUCAUUUUGGUCCAAAGCUGCACAUUUAACAACACCAGAGACAAGUGCAACGUUAUCUGGACUCAGAGAAGGAACUGAAUACCAAUUCCGUGUUGCUGCUGAGAACAAAGCUGGUGUCGGCAAAUAUAGUGAACCAUCAGAUCCUAGGAUUGCCAAACCUCCAUAUGAUGUUCCUGGUGCACCAACCAAACCACGAGUGAUUGAAGUUGAUGCAACCUACAUGACGAUAUCCUGGGUACCACCAAAGUCUGAUGGUGGUAGUCCAGUCACUAACUAUAUUGUGGAGAAGUACGAUACCAGCCGAGGACGAUGGAGUAGAGCUCAUAGAGAGAAGAUCACCAAUGUCCAAUAUACUAUUACUGAACUUGUUGAAGGCACGGAAUACCAAUACAAAGUGGCUGCUGAAAACAAAGCGGGUGUUGGUCCAUUUAGUGAACCAAGUGAAAAAAUGAGAGCAAAACCACCAUAUGAUAUUCCAGGUCCACCAGGCAAACCUAAGAUUUCUGAUGUCAUUGCUACUGCUAUGACAUUAUCUUGGUCAGCUCCUCACACCGAUGGUGGGGCUGUGAUAACCAACUACAUUAUUGAACGAAGAGAGAAAUUCAGUACCAGAUGGAUCCGAGCUUGUCAUGCCGAUAUCAUGGACACCACAUACAGAGUUGCAGACUUGGUUGAACGCAGUGAAUACGAAUUCAGAGUGUCAGCGGAAAAUAAAGCAGGUGUUGGUCCACCAAGUGAACCGACUGCCCCACAUAUGGCAAAACCACCAUAUGAUAAACCUGAUACACCUAGUCAACCUGUGAUCUCUCAAGUAUCUGACAAAUCUAUGACUCUCAACUGGGAAGCACCACCAUCAGACGGUGGUUCUCCAAUAUUUAACUAUGUGGUUGAGAAGAAAGAUAAAUUUAGUGUCAAAUUUAUGAAAGUAAAUGAUUACAAUGUCAGUGAUACACAUCUCAUUGUGACUGGAUUGCAUAAAGGAAAUGAGUAUGAGUUCCGGGUCAGUGCUGAGAACAAAGCCGGUAUCAGUAAACCAAGUCCAUCUAGCAGACCUAUAUUAGCUAAACCACCAUAUGAUGUACCGGGUGCACCUGGUAUUCCAUCGAUGUCCGAUGUGAAGCCAACAUCCUUGCAUCUGACCUGGACAGCCCCUACUGAUGAUGGUGGAUCUCCUGUUACCGGAUAUAUCAUUGAAAAGAGAGAGAAAUUCGGCACCAGAUGGGUAAAGGAUAACAAAACACCUGUUCUUGAUGCCUCUUACACUGUAAGAGACUUGACAGAAGGAAGUGACUAUGAAUUCCGUGUAUUAGCUGUGAACAAAGCUGGUGCUGGCACACCUAGCAAUCCAGUGACUCUGAAACUAUCUGUUCCUGAGGCACCUGGAAUACCAACUGUGUAUGGUGUUAAGGCAACGCAGGCAACUGUACAGUGGACACCACCAGAAUCAGAUGGAGGAGCUAGAAUCACAGGGUAUUAUGUUGAAAGGCAUGAUACAAGCAAAGAGCGUUGGGUAAGAACCACAAGAACAUCUGUGAAAGAAACUGUACAGACAGUAACAGAACUGAUUAAAGGAGCUGAGUAUGAGUUUAGAGUGUCAGCUGAGAAUAAUGUUGGUGUUGGUGAACCAAGUAAACCAUCAAAACCAGUUAUUGCUAAGCCACCAUAUGAUAUUCCUGAUACUCCUGGAACACCAUUGGUGUCUAAUGUCUCAAAAAUGACCAUGACAUUAACUUGGGCUGCUCCCCACUCUGAUGGGGGUAGUGCUAUCACCAACUAUGUCAUUGACAAAAAAGAAAAAUUCAGCUCACGAUGGAUGCCAGCUGCUAGGACAACAGAUCUUGUCUACAAUGCCACUGAUCUGAGGGAAAACUCUGAAUACCAGUUCCGUGUUAGUGCCCAAAAUGCUGCAGGUAUUAGUGUUCCAAGCGAGCCUUCUAGACCAACUGUUGCUAAGGAUCCGUAUAGUAAGUGGACCACAAGACUCUCUGCAUGGCUCUUGGAGUGUGUGCAUCCUUACUCGUCACAUGAAGACUUGUCUGCAUGGUUCUUGUCAUUCCUACACCUCACAUUAGGUCUUCUGUUCUUUGUUUUAUAG
Saccoglossus kowalevskii is the source of this 11352-nucleotide messenger RNA. Its product is annotated as titin. Gene Ontology annotation, cellular component: M band. Gene Ontology annotation, molecular function: protein binding; ATP binding; metal ion binding. NCBI's taxonomy places the organism in Eukaryota, Metazoa, Hemichordata, Enteropneusta, Harrimaniidae. The record is from RefSeq and is a predicted model, not a curated record. Gene Ontology annotation, biological process: intracellular signal transduction; protein phosphorylation; sarcomere organization.